UUUUCGCUAUUGCAGGACAUCGAGUUAUUUUAACUACGGACGCACUACGCACUUGUCCUAAACACAGGAACGUCCAUGCAGCGUUAAAUAAUUAGAAAACUAUAAUUUUGACGCUAAAAACCGCAUUGGGGAUUAAAUUUAACUCUAUUUAUUAUUAUACAAUUGCAACAAGUAGUGUUUUUCCCAAAAAAAUGAACCAGGAUCAGCUGCAAGAGGGUGUCCCGGAGCAUCCUGUACCCCAUCCAGAGGGAAUCUUUAGCUCAGGUAUGCAAGGGUGGGCUGAUGAAGAAUAUGGGAGUGGACUCCCCCAGGGUGCUGUAAAUGAAAAACAACUUCCAUCGUUAUUAUCCCUAAAAGUGGACCCUCCUGAACAAAUGAUAGAAACGCCACCAACUGAAGUGGUUUUACCUCAAGUGUUGGAAGAGGUGUUGGCGUUGAAAAAUCAGAGAGCACGGGAACUGGAAAGAGAAGAAACGGAAACAGCAGUACAACAGCCGCCUGCUAGAGAGGCGCUUUGGGAGAAAGAUGAUAAUAUUGAAACUGUGGCUGAAAAUGAAGAAGAAAACCAAGUUAAGGAGACCACUAAAAUCAGUAAAAAUAAAAAGAAGAAGAAAAGGAAGAAGAACAAGAAAAAUAGGGAGAAUGAACAACAUAAGGAGGCUGAGGAGGAGAAAAAGGAUGUACACGAGAAUGGGAAUGCAGAUGUGGAAGUCGAGUAUGUUCAAGAGACAAUUGGUCUUCUUGAAUUGGCACCACAAUACAGGCAGUUUUAUAGUAUUUUUGAUGUAUUUAAAAUAUCUGAUCAAAAGCAUGAUAUCCCACCCCCAGUACUAGCAACUCCAACAUCAUUAUCGAGUAAAUCAAUGCUAAAUACCGUGGGAGACCACUUUCAGGAUGAAAUGGAAGAUGGGGAAGACAAAAAAAUGGACGAUAAGUCGAAAAUGUCCAAAAGAAAACUUAAAAAACUGACCCGACUUAGCGUUGCUGAGCUUAAACAACUUGUAAGUAGGCCGGACGUUGUAGAAAUGCAUGAUGUAACAGCCAGAGACCCAAAACUUUUGGUACAAUUAAAGGCUCACAGGAAUACUGUUCAGGUACCCCGUCAUUGGUGUUUCAAACGGAAGUACUUACAAGGUAAACGUGGUAUAGAGAAACCACCUUUUAAUCUUCCAGAUUUCAUUAAAAGGACUGGAAUUAUGGAGAUGCGUGCGUCAUUACAAGAUAAAGAUGAAUCGAAAACACUCAAAGCUAAAAUGCGGGAAAAAACCAGACCUAAACUUGGAAAAAUUGAUAUUGAUUAUCAGAAAUUACAUGAUGCCUUUUUCAAGUGGCAAACUAAACCCAAAAUGACCAUCCAUGGCGACCUCUAUUACGAAGGCAAGGAAUUUGAGACAAGACUAAAGGAAAAAAAGCCUGGAGAUUUAACAGAAGAAUUGAGAACGGCAUUAGGGAUGCCUGUGGGUCCUAACGCCCAUAAAGUACCACCACCAUGGUUGAUCGCCAUGCAACGUUAUGGUCCUCCACCCAGUUACCCCAAUUUGAAAAUUCCGGGAUUGAAUGCCCCUAUUCCUGACGGUUGUGCCUUUGGGUACCAUGCUGGUGGGUGGGGGAAGCCGCCAGUAGACGAAAAUGGAAAACCAUUGUAUGGUGAUGUGUUUGGAACAAAUGUUACCAACAUAGAUGAUAUCGGCGAGGACCCUUCCGUCGAUCGCACCCUUUGGGGCGAGCUCGAAUCCGAAUCCGAGGAGGAGGAUGAAGAAGAAGAGGAAGACCAAGAUAACCAACAAAACGCUGCUGAUGAAUCUGGUCUCGUCACUCCAGCUGAAGGAUUAGUGACACCUAGCGGUCUCACGAGCGUUCCAACUGGUAUGGAAACGCCUGAAGCUAUUGAAUUGCGGAAAAAGAAGAUUGAGAGCGAGAUGGAACAAACAGAAAAUCCGAUCUUGUAUCAUGUAAUUCCCGAGAAACGCAAUGAGAGAAUAGGCGGUUCAAUGAUGGGCAGUAGCCAUGUUUACGACAUGUCUGCUGUUGGGGCAGCCCCAGCAACCAGUCGCAAACCAGGGGAUAAAGAAGGUAUGGUGGAGUUGGCUCUUGAUCCAUCUGAAUUGGAUAUGGACAGUGACGCAAUGGCAGUUCGUUAUGAACAACAAAUGAGGGAAAAUCAGUCACAAUUGCAGAAGGAAGAUCUCAGUGAUAUGUUAGCUGAGCACGUGGCGAAACAAAAGAAUAAACGCAAGCGCCAACAGCAAGACACGAAACAAACGAAAAAAUACAAAGAAUUCAAGUUUUAAUGCAUUUCUAUGGUGUGAAUAUUUGUCGUGCUAAUUUUUUAAUUGAGGUAAUAAUUGAUUUAUGAUGUAAUUAAUUUGGCGAUAAAAAUAUUAGAACUAGGAAAAAAUCA
Messenger RNA from Tribolium madens (black flour beetle), 2401 nucleotides. It is a transcript of the gene Sf3b2, whose product is annotated as splicing factor 3B subunit 2. Gene Ontology annotation, biological process: mRNA splicing, via spliceosome. Lineage: Eukaryota; Metazoa; Arthropoda; Insecta; Coleoptera; Tenebrionidae. The coding region runs from base 192 to 2291 and encodes 699 amino acids. Gene Ontology annotation, cellular component: U12-type spliceosomal complex; catalytic step 2 spliceosome; U2-type spliceosomal complex. The transcript is spliced from 11 exons. The record is from RefSeq and is a predicted model, not a curated record.